AUCAAAAGUUGGCGCCUUGCAUGUGUAAUGAUAAAUUUUAUGAACAACUCAAAAACUGUACGGUGUGUUUUGCUACUCCAACGAAUAGCAUCACUGUUGUACCGCUUGAUAAAUUUAAAGAAGAAUGUAGCAAAUUAGGCGUUACUUAUGGUGCACCUCC
Molecule: messenger RNA, 160 nt
Organism: Funneliformis geosporum
Lineage: Eukaryota; Fungi; Glomeromycota; Glomeromycetes; Glomerales; Glomeraceae
Source: the annotation of a GenBank genome assembly